Messenger RNA from Otolemur garnettii (small-eared galago), 1558 nucleotides. RefSeq names its product tripartite motif containing 62 (gene TRIM62). Gene Ontology annotation, biological process: innate immune response; positive regulation of canonical NF-kappaB signal transduction. Gene Ontology annotation, molecular function: zinc ion binding; protein binding. The record is from RefSeq and is a predicted model, not a curated record. The transcript has 5 exons. Lineage: Eukaryota; Metazoa; Chordata; Mammalia; Primates; Galagidae. Bases 1 to 1428 code for a protein of 475 amino acids.
AUGGCGUGCAGCCUCAAGGACGAGCUGCUGUGCUCCAUCUGCCUGAGCAUCUACCAAGACCCGGUGAGCCUGGGCUGCGAACACUACUUCUGCCGCCGCUGCAUCACCGAGCACUGGGUGCGGCAGGAGGCGCAGGGCGCCCGUGAUUGCCCUGAGUGCCGGCGCACGUUCGCCGAGCCCGCGCUCGCGCCCAGCCUCAAGCUGGCCAACAUCGUGGAGCGCUACAGCGCCUUCCCGCUGGACGCCAUCCUCAAUGCGCGCAGAGCCGCGCGACCCUGCCAGGCACACGACAAGGUCAAGCUCUUCUGCCUCACAGACCGCGCGCUGCUCUGCUUCUUCUGCGACGAGCCCGCGCUGCACGAGCAGCAUCAGGUCACCGGCAUUGACGAUGCCUUCGAGGAGUUGCAGAGGGAGCUGAAGGAGCAGCUUCAGGGCCUUCAGGACAGCGAGCGGGAGCACACGGAGGCGCUACAGCUGCUCAAGCGACAGCUGGCCGAGACCAAGUCUUCCACCAAGAGCCUGCGGACCACCAUCGGCGAGGCCUUCGAGCGCCUGCACCGGCUGCUGCGCGAGAGGCAGAAGGCUAUGCUGGAGGAGCUAGAGGCAGACACAGCCCGCACACUGACGGACAUCGAGCAGAAAGUCCAGCGCUACAGCCAGCAGCUGCGCAAGGUGCAGGAGGGGACGCAGAUCCUGCAGGAGCGGCUGGCCGAAACCGACCGCCACACCUUCCUGGCCGGGGUGGCCUCCUUGUCUGAACGGCUCAAGGGGAAAAUCCAUGAGACCAACCUCACCUAUGAAGACUUCCCAACCUCCAAGUACACAGGCCCCCUGCAGUACACCAUCUGGAAGUCCCUUUUCCAGGACAUCCACCCAGUGCCAGCCGCGCUGACCCUGGACCCAGGCACUGCCCACCAGCGCCUGAUCCUGUCGGAUGACUGCACCAUUGUGGCUUAUGGCAACCUGCACCCACAGCCACUGCAGGACUCGCCCAAGCGCUUCGACGUGGAGGUGUCGGUCCUGGGCUCUGAAGCGUUCAGUAGCGGCGUCCACUACUGGGAGGUGGUGGUGGCGGAGAAGACUCAGUGGGUGAUCGGGCUGGCACAUGAAGCCGCGAGUCGCAAGGGCAGCAUCCAGAUCCAGCCCAGCCGCGGCUUCUACUGCAUCGUCAUGCACGACGGGAACCAGUACAGCGCCUGCACGGAGCCCUGGACGCGGCUUAACGUCCGGGACAGGCUUGACAAGGUGGGCGUCUUCCUGGACUACGACCAAGGCCUGCUCAUCUUCUACAACGCCGAUGACAUGUCCUGGCUGUACACCUUCCGCGAGAAGUUCCCAGGCAAGCUGUGCUCCUACUUCAGCCCUGGCCAGAGCCACGCCAACGGCAAGAACGUCCAGCCGCUGCGGAUCAACACUGUCCGAAUCUAGUCCAGGCGCAGAGAACACACUGCCACCAGCGAGAGCCCUGCCCGGGAGACGGGAGACCGGGACUCUGGCCCAGGCUGGCCACUCUGAGGCCCGGGGCCAGUUGUUCACUCGUCAGCCUCCAUUUCCCUGU